CUGAGCGCGGCGUGGGGGCGAGCGGGUGGCCGGGGCUGCCUCAGAGGCACGCAGGGCACCUGGAAGCCGGGCCGUUACCCGCCGGCAGCGAGGAGGGCGCCGGGCGCCGGGCAAGGAAGCGCGCCCGAGCACCAUGAUCCCGCUGGAGAAGCCGGGCAGCGGCGUUUCCUCGCCGGCCGCCGCCUCAGGCUCGGGCCGGGCCAGCCGGGGUCUGAGCGCGCCGCGCCGGCCGCCGCCCCCGCCGCCCCAGCCCCGCGGGCUGCUGACGGAGAUCCGCGCCGCCGUGCGCACCGAGUCCUUCCAGGAGCGCUACAGCCUGAGCCCGGGCCGGGAGCUGGGCAGGGGGAAAUUUGCAGUGGUGAGGAAAUGUAUAGAGAAAGAUUCUGGAAAAGAAUUUGCAGCAAAGUUCAUGAGAAAAAGAAGAAAAGGCCAGGAUUGUCGGAUGGAAAUAAUUCAUGAGAUUGCUGUACUUGAACUAGCACAGGACAAUCCGUGGGUCAUUAAUUUACAUGAAGUCUAUGAAACUCCGUCAGAAAUGAUCUUAGUUCUGGAAUAUGCCGCUGGGGGUGAAAUCUUUGACCAGUGUGUUGCAGACAGAGAAGAAGCCUUUAAAGAAAAAGAUGUUCAGAGACUCAUGAGGCAGAUUUUAGAAGGCGUUCGCUUUUUACACGCUCAUGACGUAGUUCAUCUUGAUUUGAAGCCUCAGAAUAUUCUGCUGACAAGUGAAUCUCCACUGGGUGACAUUAAGAUAGUUGAUUUUGGUCUUUCAAGAAUCAUGAAGAACAGUGAAGAGCUCCGAGAAAUCAUGGGUACUCCUGAGUAUGUGGCUCCUGAAAUUCUUAGUUAUGAUCCCAUCAGCAUGGCGACAGAUAUGUGGAGCAUUGGAGUGUUAACGUAUGUCAUGCUGACAGGAAUAUCGCCUUUCUUAGGUGAUAAUAAACAAGAAACGUUCCUAAACAUCUCACAGAUGAACUUAAGUUACUCUGAGGAAGAAUUCGAUGCUGUGUCUGAGUCAGCUGUUGACUUCAUCAAGACACUUUUAGUUAAGAAACCUGAAGACCGAGCCACCGCUGAAGAGUGUCUAAACCACCCGUGGUUGACCCCAAGCAGCAGUCAGGAUCCUUCUGUCAAGGUGAAAGGGGCAGAAGCAGCAGCAGGUGCCCUACCGGAAGGUGAUUCUCUGCCGGAAAUUAGUUCAGACACUCAGACACCAGACGCUGAGGAGGCCGUUGCAGCAGAGGAGUUAAUCGUGGUCACUUCAUAUACUUUAGGACAAUGCAGACAGUCUGAGAAAGAGAAAAUGGAGCAAAAGGCCAUUUCCAAACGAUUUAAAUUUGAGGAACCCUUGCUACAGGAAAUUCCAGGAGAAUUUAUCUACUGAACAGUGGAACUUCAGGAUUUCUACAGUGAAAACGUUAAUGUUAUUUAUGGCCAAAUGGUACAUGUACUGAAAGUGGAUCACCAGGUGUCCGUGAUAUAAACGAAAAGAACUUUGUCAGACUUGUGGAGUGAUCCAUCAAGCCUGAUUUAUAAAGUUGCCAACCAGGAGGUCUAGUGGGUAAAGUUCUGUUUCAAUGUUACUUUCAAGAAAGGGGAUGUUUGAACCUUUUACUUCUGCAUCCUGUUCCUCCAGAGUGAGAAUUUGUAUGCAAAGAUGUCUGUGUUGACUUUCUUUAAAAAUCCAAGUAAAAGUGCCAAAAUUAACAUUUUUGUAAAUCUAUUUUGCAUUAUUCAUAUGUGUAUCUAUAUCUGCAUAUAUGUGUGUUGAUAUCUUUACUAAAAUUGAUACUUUUUCACUUUGGAUUUUUUGAGGGGAGUAAGAUUUUAAUUUAAAUAGUUAUGUUCUCCAUUUUUGAGACCUAGAAUAGCAUCUACUAUGGUUUACUAACAUCUUAUUUUUCUAUUUCGUUACUGCUUUAUAUGGACUUGAUUUGGUUUCUGCUCUCUUUUUGCCUAACGCUUAUAACCCAUCAGUGAAAAACCCUGGCUAAUUUUUUUUUCUCUUCAAGAUCACUAUCAAGAGUGGUGGUGAUUUUUUACCUCUGAAAUUAUUCUGGUUUUCUAGGUCAAGGUUAAGUAAUCCUAGACUAUGAACCCGGUGUCGGCGUCCCACCCGUCGCCCUCAUCACCCCUUACUUGUCUGCUCUCUUUGACAGGCUCCACCCCUGCCACCUCCUCACUUGCUUGUCACUUAAUUUUGGUCACUUGCAAGUGUCCGUGUGAUGUGAUCAACACGCUGAUUGCCUUGGUCAGUGACAAGGCGCUGUUCCCUUGGUUUUGUUAGUAAAAUGCCUCGGCACGGGAGAAGAGAUGUGCUGCAUGCUCAUGGCCACCAAGCCUUUACUUCCGUCGAGUUUCUUAUUAGCCCUCAAGCUAUGCCAGGAAAAGUUAUACAAUGCCAAAAUAUUUAUAAACCUUUACUUUGUUCAUAAAAAAUUUGACUUUGAAUACUUUGUCAUUAGGGGGUAUCCUUGUCCCAAAAAGACACAUAAGAAUCUACUCACUGGAAUUUAAUUUGAUUAGGAUUGAACACUUCAGUUGUCUCUAGGCCCCACAGCGAGCAGUAAAUGCCUGUUAGAGAAAUGGAAAUGUGAAAUGUAUUCUGUAUAACUGAAAGCAACUAAAUAUCCUUCUCAC
Equus quagga is the source of this 2637-nucleotide messenger RNA. RefSeq names its product serine/threonine kinase 17a (gene STK17A). The record is from RefSeq and is a predicted model, not a curated record. NCBI's taxonomy places the organism in Eukaryota, Metazoa, Chordata, Mammalia, Perissodactyla, Equidae. Gene Ontology annotation, cellular component: nucleus. Gene Ontology annotation, biological process: positive regulation of apoptotic process; protein phosphorylation; intracellular signal transduction. Gene Ontology annotation, molecular function: ATP binding; protein serine/threonine kinase activity. The transcript has 7 exons. The coding region runs from base 134 to 1381 and encodes 415 amino acids.